AGAUCGAUCAACUUUCUUACCAAAUAGUUGUACUAUAGUUACACAUUGUGCGUUUGUGAUUAAAUAGUUAUACUACACUGUUAAUCAUACUCUUCAAUUAAUCAAAUAAUUAUAUUUUUCCAAGCAAUUAGUUAUCUUUUUUAAUGUUGUUGAACAUCAAGCGGUCUUACGUGUAUGACGUCUCCUACUCCAAGAAUCUUGAAAAUGAUUGUUUUUAAGUAAAUAAUUUUUUUGACAAUGAGUAAAUUAUUUUGAAGACAUUAAAUAGUCAAUAUUUCCAAUUGUAGUAAACAAAAGGUCUAAAUUUCAAAUAGAUCUCCUAAAAGGUAGGAGAAAACAUUGCCUCUACCUUCUCCUUAUCCCUAUUUCCUCCCUAGUUUUCUUUGAAUCUUUAAACCUAUUCCAUUUCAUAACAUUACUAUUAUAAUUUGUUUGUAAAAUUACAUCCUUUUGUCAAUGUUGAAUGCCUUUUUUUAUUGUUGAAUGAAUGUCUUGGCUAAGUUCAACGGUGUAUAGGGCAAUGGAGGUGAAGAAAAACAAUAUAGCCAACAUAUCUCGCAUUCGCUCGGUUAUGGAGAUAGUCCUACUUCAUGUUGGUCACAUUGUUGCCGGUGGUGCUAACAUUCUCCACGAUCACAUUGGAAGUGAAAAAAUUGAAAGCUUUGUAGAUGCCUUGAAAAGAUUAGACGAAGUAUCAAUUUCAUGUAAAGGGGUAGAAAGAAUUAUGCUGUUAAGGCGAUUACUAGCAUCACUCGAGCUAAUCGAAAGAACAAGGAUAGACUUCAUUUCAGAAGAUAUCAAUAACAUUUUUGACAAAGUUCAUCAAAAAUCUAAGAGUGAAGAACUUCAUAUUGUAUCAUCUGACGACUUGGAUAACAUACGAUAUGCACAUUUGAACUUACGUGAUGUCAUUCUUCGUAGUCACGUUGUUGAAGGCAUUGCAUUGUCCAUGAUUCUUGAAGCACCCAAUGAGGAAGAAAUUACUUUACUUUUAGAGAUUUUCAGACAUUCUCUCUUAGGCAAAAGGGAAAUUCAUGAUACAAUUAUGAGAGGCAUACAAGAAUUAGCAAAAGUCUUUUCAAACUACCAUGAUGAAGUGUUGUUGAGGCGGGAAGAAUUACUUCAAUAUGUUCUAAUUGCAAUAAGAGGGUUAAAAGUUAAUGCUGAUAUGGAAAGAAUAGAUAUGAAGGUUUCGAAAUUGGAAAAGAUGUUGUAUGAAACAAAAACCAAGAAUCAUUUUACCAAGGGUGAUGAUGAUGCCACUCAACAAAACAACAUUAUAAAAAUGGAGAUAUAUUUGAAGAUGAAAGAUAUCUCACUCAAAAGGAAAGUUAUACGUGAUGGAGAUUCAUUGCAAAGUCGUACUCAGAAGGUGAACAAGUUGAAAGUUUUAUUAGAAUCUCUAGCUAAAUCUAAUUUGAAAGCUGAGAGACGCAUUUUAGAUCACAGAUCUCAUAAGGGGGAAGCCCUACGUUUUCGUGUAGUAAAAGCAACUGAAGUAGCCCAAAUUGAAAAGGUUUUGGUAACAGAAAUUGAAACCCUUGAAAAGAAAAAGGAAGAACUCAAAUUUGCAUUGCGAAAGGUGAAUGCCUCAUUAACUAUCGCUAAAACAAGUCUUCGUAAUGUUAGGGAAGAAAAGGAUCAGUUUUAUGAAGCGAGUAAUAGAGUUCUUCAAGACUUACAAUUGAAGGAAGAAGAUCAAUCAAAAUCGAUAACUUCGUCCAAAUCAGAGGCUAAGGUUGUGAUCAGGUGGUUGAGGUUUGUGGAGGAUACAUGGAACAUCAAACUUGCAAUCACUCAACAAACUGAGAAGAACAAUAUUGAGGAAUUAAAAAGACAUUCAGAUCAUCAAGCUAAAAUGAUAACAGACCUUCUCCUCACAUACAAGGUGGAGUUAGAAAAUCUAGUGACUCGCUUUAGAAUACUUAUAGGACAACUAAAACCAAAAGAAAAGCUUGUUGAAAUAUCUCAUUUAGAAGAUGAAAGCUUCCCCAUAGCUCUAACAAGGAGAGAUUUGGAGGAAGAAUAUCUAGAUUUAGAAUUCAAGCUCAUUACCGCGUUUGAUUUAGUGGAAGGCAUAAAGCAAUCAGAUAAACAAAGAGAAGAAUUUUCCAGGAACGAUGAGAAAAGCAUGGAGGAGUUAUUUAGCAUGUUUGAAAAGAUAAAUCAAGAGUUUCAAUCCCUAGAAAGACCAUCUUUAGAAUGUGAGCCACAAAAACAUCUAAUAUGGCAGGGAAGUCCCCUGAAAUUGAAGCUUCAUGAUGAUUUAAAGAAGAGUUCAUUUACACGAAGAGAAUGUAACAACACAACAAUGCUUGACUGGAAUUUGCUAGACUUAGAAGAUGGAAUGACACCACAUUCAGAAUCAGCAAAACAUAAAAUACAUAAAGAUAGCAUUGACUGGGAAUUUGACGCUUUAGGAACUUAAUUAGUCACUACGUAUUAGCUAGGGCGUAACAAAAAAAAAAAAAAAGGAAUUUUCAACAUAUUUUUUUUGUAUGAUACCACCAGCUAAUUUGAAAGAUUCGCUUAAGCGACUUCGUAGCAAUGUAAUGAUCUAAUGACAAAGAUCAUCAUGUAAAGAACAUUUACAAUCUGACUCAUCACAAGUAUUAACGUACUGAGAAAUCCGAUUUUUGGCUAAUCAAAUAUAAUUUCAAGUCCCGGUUUGCCGGAAUUCGAUCCGGGGUUGUAGUUUCAAAUGUCAAGUGAUUUUUCAAGUUGUAAUUUACAAAAAUAGAAGUUUAAGCUUGUAAUGUGCAAAGUAACAAUUUUUCCUCAAAAUCAUGCAU
This is a messenger RNA of Spinacia oleracea (spinach), 2792 nucleotides long. RefSeq lists its product as uncharacterized. Bases 488 to 2428 code for a protein of 646 amino acids. The record is from RefSeq and is a predicted model, not a curated record. The transcript is spliced from 18 exons. Lineage: Eukaryota; Viridiplantae; Streptophyta; Magnoliopsida; Caryophyllales; Amaranthaceae.